CAAGAACGCUUGUCAGUGCUAAACGCGAUUCGCAAUAUCUUCUGAGUAUAAAAGAUAAAAAAAUUCAAAUUGUAUCUAAAAAAAAAAACAAAAACAAAAACAAUAGAAAUUUUUCUAAGAAACAUAAAAAAAAUCUGUAAAUUGUGAAGAAACUUAAGUUUUUUUUUUCAAAAUUUUACAAGAAUAAUAUUUUGUCAUUUUUGUUUUGUUCUUAAUUCACAUUAACAACAAUUUCGUGUGUUUGGUUUUCUUAUUUAUAUAAGUGUCAAAUACUAUAAACUAAAAAAAAGCUUUUUCCAAAUACCACAUAUUUCUAAAUUUAUAAGAAUUUUGAAACAAGUCAUUUUGUAAAAGUGUCAAGUAGAUUUGUUGUUAAAGUUCAUGGGUUUCAAAACAACCCCCAAAUCAAACUUGAAACUUUUAAACUAUUAUUCCUCUAUAAACAAAAACAUCUAAUAGAUGUUAAAAAUAAAUAAAUAAAAACAGCAAUUAGGAAGUGUUUUUGGAAUAUUUAUACAAAUCUGAGAGAAGCUUAAUUCCUUUUUUUUUUAAUAAAACCUCGUUGUGUGAAUUUGCAAACAAUACAACAAAAAAAAAAGAGCAGAUAACACCCCAAAACAGAGAUAGAAAAAAAUAUAUCAUGUCAUAUGAAUAAGUGUGUGAAGCAAUGAAAUAAAUAAAGAAGAAAAAAAAAAAAACAAUAAUAAUAAUAAUAAUAAAAAACAAGUUUUAUUUAAUAAAAAAUAUUUUCGGGUGAAUUUUUCCAGUGUUGUUUCCUGUGAUUGUAUUUGUGUCUAUCACAAUAUUAUAGUGAGUUGAAUGUUCAGUUCACUGAAAUCUGGAAAUAGCCAGCUAAAAUAAAAAUCCAUAAUGGUAAUUGGUUAAAAGUGUUGUUUAAUAAUUUUUCUUACUGUUAUUUUGUUGUUGUAUUUUAAAAUCAGCAAUUAUAAGCAAAAAUAUGUACAAAAUGUGUGUUGUUACACUUGCUGAAUAGGCCAAUCAAAAGAAAUUAUUUUCCUUUUUGUUGUUGUUGUUGUUAUUGAAUAAAGGUGUGGUGGGGAAAGUAACGGCAAAAGCUUAAUACUUUUUGAAAAAAAAGUGAAUACUAACAAAAUUUCUAUUAAAAAAAAAAGAAAAACAAAAACAACAACAAGUGCUGAACCGAAAACCGGGACGGAAGACGAGUUUGUUUAUUUAUUUCUUGUUCGUUAUUGUUUUUUCUUUUGCUGACGUGGAAUUCUUUUUUUACUUUCGAUUAUUUUAUCUUGAUAAAGCAGAACACAAAAGAGGACGAAUUUAAAGAACAAGGACGAAAAAAGAUAAACAAGCGUUAUUAACGCUCUUUUUUUGGAUAUAAUUUCACAAUCCAAACAAAAGUAAACAUCAAAUCUAACACAUAAAUAAAAACAAAUUUCGAAGGACGAGGCAGACCUAUAGUACAUCCUCAAACCUUCACAAAUGAACUAAUAUGACUGAGAGUCAAUUAUUUUCUAUGUCGGCUGAUUUCUUUGAUACCUCAUCGAACAGCAGCAAUCCGCUGAAGUUCGAUUUGUAUUCACUUGGUAGUGGCCUCAGUUCAAGCAGUAAUAGUCUUCUAUAUAGUGGUGGGGGUGGUGGCAGCAAUAGUCAUCUGGCCUUCAUCACCCAACCGACAAUAUCAAUAGCUCAGAGCAAUAGUAAUAAUUCCUAUAACUCCGGUACCAUCGGUUCAUCGAGUGCAACUGUCACCAGCAGCAACAGCACAUCGGUAGAUAGCGUUCGGGAAAGUUUAAUGCUUACUAACGCCAUAUCGAUUCCGCGAAGCAGCAGCAGUAUACACCACAACCAAUUACACCACCAUCCUUUGCACCAUCACCAUUUACAACCUAGAAUAAUGGCCGAUUUAUCAGAUAUAUGUUUGGACUCACUCGAAGCGCCAUCAUUGUCACCAACUCUCCUGCAGGAUGUGAGUUUGAGUGCAUCAGCUAUUAAUUCUCAUAAUGCAAGCUCAAAUGGAAAUCUGUUGUUUCCCAAUGAGUUGUCGCCACUAAGCAAUAGCAGUAGCAAUGGAGGUGGUGCUGGUAGCAACAACAGUAAUUCUGGAAAUGCAACAAAUUCACUUGGUUUUGAUGCCCACCAACCAACACCAAACUCGAAUACAAUGUGGAGUGAUAUUGGCAAUGCCAUUACUGCAACCAAAAACGAACCAUUUCCAACCGAGGACGAUUACAUAUUUCCAAUAGAUAAAUCGGAAAUACAAAAUGCUAGUUUUCCAGAUUAUUAUGAUGAGAAUAUAUUGGAAGAUCUUAAUAUUGAAGACUUAAUACCAACGAAUCAAGGAAGUUAUAUGCUAUCGCCAAAUGUCACUGGAUUCCAUCAGCUACAAAACUCAACUCAGUUGCACAGUCCACAACCAUCGCCAGCAGGUCCGCCACAACAAUUGUUGGAACAACAACAACAACAGCACCAACAACAAAGUCAAAAUCAAAAUAAUCAUCAACAGCAACAUCCAGUUCAUCAUCACCAACGGAUACAACAGCAACAAAAUUCCUUGGGAGUUCAUCUUCACCAUAAUAGUUUCGAUGAACGUCGACACAGCUCAGCUAGACAUCAUGGUUCCUCUAGUCCUUAUGAAAUUUAUCAUAGCACUCCAAAUAAACAAAUUAAUUCAAAUACAGCAUUCUCGCCAGGAAAUCAGGCGAGUCCAAAUUCACCACUCCUUUUGAAUUCAGUUACGCCCCCACCACCACAUGCCAACCGUUCUCAAUAUCAACAAAAUAUGGUCAAGUCUCGUAAUGUUCAGUUGCUGAAAAAGGAAUUUUCCAUGUCGCCAGAUCGAAAUAAUAGCAGUAGUCUUUUGGGUCAGUCAGUUCCUGCACCCUCACCAUCGCACAUUCUACUUUCCGGCACAGCAUUGAGUCCUGGCAGUAGUGGUUUUGGUUCCGCUCGCAAAACUUUGCUAAGCGAUACUUCAUCACGUUUGUCAUCUUCAGCUCCAACACAUUUGACGCAUUUUGGCAUAGAACAAAUUUGGGGUAGACGUGAACCACGACAGCAUUUAUUAUCCACUGGUUCGCUGGUCGAAGCAGAUUCAUACUCCUCCAUCAGUACUGGAAGUGUUUUAAGUCCAGAAGGAAAUGAUUUCUCUCAGGAUGACGAAGGGUAUUCCGAUGAUGACAGUGAUCACUAUGAAGAUUUGUCAAGCGAUGGUUCUGAUAACGAAGAUGAUCGUACUUCAACUCCAAAUCAAUUGUCUAGCAGUAAGGGUAAGGAGCGAUAUUUUUGGCAGUACAAUGUUCAAGCUAAAGGACCCAAAGGCAAACGUUUAGUAUUUCAAUCAAAGCUCGAAGAUCCACAUGUAUUGAAUGAGGUUACAGAUCCCGUGUUCAGCCCCAACUGUUCAGUUCGGGGCAUCAAGGUAUUUAAACAUAGCGGCAAAGCACGCAAAGGUGAUGGCAACGAUUUGACUCCAAAUCCAAGAAAACUACACAGCAUUGGAAGGGAGUUGGAUAAGCUGAGUAGAACUAUUAAUGAUAUGACACCUGUUAGUGAGUUGCCCUUCAAUGUGAGACCUAAAUCGAGGAAAGAGAAAAAUAAGCUGGCGUCAAGAGCAUGUCGACUUAAGAAAAAAGCUCAACAUGAAGCUAACAAGAUAAAACUUCAUGGACUUGAAAUUGAGCAUAAGAGACUUUUAAGUGGAAUCAACGACAUCAAACAAGUACUUGCCAUUAAAUAUCAAAACCAAGGUGAACCAACUGACGAACUAGAUGAACGUAUUGAGCAAAUCUACAAUGCUGCCAUAAAUUGCGAUGUUCUUCCAGCUGGUCUAAGGAUUGCAGGCGGAACAACGGACUUUGUCAACAAUGUUUUGGAUAAUGUUAAAAAAGGUAUUUCAAAUGGUGGUUUAGAGGAUCUACGCAACUCCUAGAAAUGAUUGAAAUCCAUUGGAGAGAAUGGUGACAAUUAUGAAGAAAAAGCUCUGAUUAAGAUAAAAGGAGUCGAAGAAAAGAGAGGCAAGCGGAUUAAUAAAAAUAAAUUAUAAAACAUAAAAAAACAUCUUAGAGCUGUGUAAAAAAAAAAAAUACAACUACAACAAAAUAUAAUACAUAAUUCGAUAAGUGUUUCAGUUUCUUCAG
Molecule: messenger RNA, 4115 nt
Organism: Episyrphus balteatus (marmalade hoverfly)
Lineage: Eukaryota; Metazoa; Arthropoda; Insecta; Diptera; Syrphidae
Gene: REPTOR
Product: protein CREBRF homolog
Exons: 7
Coding region: 1469-3907 (812 amino acids)
Biological process (GO): response to unfolded protein; regulation of transcription by RNA polymerase II
Cellular component (GO): nucleus
Molecular function (GO): RNA polymerase II transcription regulatory region sequence-specific DNA binding; DNA-binding transcription factor activity, RNA polymerase II-specific
Source: RefSeq, a predicted model, not a curated record